UCGAAUCUCUAAAACUUAGAGUAUACAAAAGCACAACGCGCUUUCAGGAAAUGUAAGAAAGCGGGAACAUCUUUACCGAGAAGAUAUCAAUCAAUUACUGUACCAUUGUUCACUUUACCAAAUUAACAAAGGCCAUUAACACAUGCCGAGUAUAGCAAUAUUAUCAGCAACAGAAGGACAGUUCACAGAGUUUAAUGCAAUCAACAUUCCUUGAACGUUCACCAGAAAAUUCUUACAGUUUUCUAACCUGGUUUAUUAGACCCAGAAUACAAACACCCAUGAUUUUUGAAAAAGUGGAUCCACCUCAAAUCUCACUAAACUAUUCGACAAUGACUGUGAAAUCAUCUUCUAGUGCUUCGACCUGGUUUAUAUUGUCGGCACUUGGUACAGCCUCAAUUUACAUUGUCUUCAUUUUCUAUUCUUUAAAUCCUUUUGAUCUCAAUACAACAAGUUCUCUCAUCAUCAAUUCAGAUACAGACUACAGUGUUGCUGAGAAGGAUAAUGCAAGUUCUGUCAUCAUCAAUCCUGACUACAACGUUACUGAGAAGAACAAGUGUGACUUGUUUAAGGGUCACUGGGUUCCAGACCCAACAAGACCACUUUAUACAAAUUUGAGUUGUCCAACGCUGCCUGAUUCAAAGAAUUGUGCUAAAUAUGGAAGGAAAGAUUCUGACUAUUUGAACUGGAGAUGGAAACCACAAGACUGUGACCUCCCAAGGUUUGAUUCUAACAUCUUCUUGUCAAUCCUUCGAAGUAAAAGGUUAGCAUUUGUUGGUGAUUCUGUUGCUAGAAAUCAUAUGGAGUCGCUCCUUUGUCUUCUAUCUCAGGACCAAACUCCGUUGGAAUGGUGGAGGGGCUUCGAAGAUCGAGACAUAACAUUCUACUUUCCGUCAUAUGAUUUCACUCUAAUGGUCUUCUGGGCAAAUACCUUGGUCCUUGCAAACGAGAGAGUAAUUAACGGUUCUAAAACUGGCGUGAUCGACUUGCACCUUGACAAGGUUGACCAUUAUUGGGCUAUACUAUUACCAGCUUUGGAUUACUUAAUUAUCUCCGAUGCUCACUGGUUCUUCCGAAAGAGCUACUUGUAUGAAGGUGGUCAACUUAUUGGUUGUAUCUAUUGCGACGAAUCAAAUGUCACUCAACUAAACGUUCCAUUUGCCAUUGGAAAAGCAUUUAGAUCAACACUUGAAUACAUUGAUGAAUGCGAACAGUGUAAUGGCUUAGUUACUUUGCUAAGAACAUUUGCACCGUCACAUUUUGAAAAUGGGUUUUGGAAUACUGGAGGAUACUGUAACAGAACAAGUCCUUACAGUGAAGAGCAAGUCAACUUCGAUGGCCAUGAAACGGAACUCAGGAAUUCUCAAGUGAAAGAGAUAGAGAGAAUUAGGAACAUAAGUGAGAAGAGAGGGAAUAACAAGAGAUAUGAGAUCGUGGACAUAACCAGAGCUAUGAUAAUGAGACCUGAUGGGCAUCCUGGGUCUUAUUGGAACAAUAAAAAUGCACAUGGUCAUGAUGACUGCGCUCAUUGGUGUUUGCCAGGACCCAUCGAUGUCUGGAACGAUCUGUUGAUGGCUGUGCUGCAGAAGAUAGAUGGAUCGUCCAUUGGUUAAUGAUCUUUGGGUUUGUCACUAAUGGUUUUUGCUUAUACUUACUAUCCCGACAAAGUAUAUAAUAUUUCUACUGCAAGCUUGGGCAAAAUCAUUCAGUUUUGGCAGUAAAGAGCAAAAUAGUUGCCAUAGUUUUUGAAUUCAAAAGCAGAAAAUAUCAAGA
Molecule: messenger RNA, 1770 nt
Organism: Papaver somniferum (opium poppy)
Lineage: Eukaryota; Viridiplantae; Streptophyta; Magnoliopsida; Ranunculales; Papaveraceae
Product: protein ALTERED XYLOGLUCAN 4-like
Exons: 4
Coding region: 195-1610 (471 amino acids)
Cellular component (GO): Golgi apparatus
Molecular function (GO): O-acetyltransferase activity
Source: RefSeq, a predicted model, not a curated record